AUGGACCCGAAAAAAAAAGAAGGAGGCGACUUGAUUGACAUUGCUAGCCAAGGGGAUAUGAAAAUAUGUCACUCGAAUCUGAAGGAACUCACUAUUUUAUCUCACUCCAAUGAAAUUGUCAAACAUGAUCUCGGGAUCAUCCUCAAAACAUGGCCAGACGAAGUAUGUGCGAUUUUAAGGAGGUUUGCAACCAUAGAGGAUAGUCAGUGGCUUGUUUCCAUCAAAGACUUCACGAGCUACCGUUUCCGCAUGACGUUCUGCAAACGAAUGUUUCCAGAGGUUGCAGAAGAAGACGACGUGGGAAAGCUUAUUUUCACCGUAGACCGCUGUAACAUCUUUGCAGACUCUUUCACACAAUUGAGUGAGGCAACGCCGGAGCUCUUCCACGCUGGUGUUUCACCUAUGUUUAGACAUGAAGUUGCUAUCGGAGAAGGUGUUUUGAGAGAAUGGUCAAAUUUUCUUGCGGAUGAGUUGUUUGAUAGGAAAAGACAGUUGUUCAGUACAUCUCCGGAUGAUAUGAGAAGGUACCGUCCCUGUCCACAGUCCAAUCAGGUCUCAGACGAUUUGCCUUACUUUCGUUUUGCUGGAAGAUUCUUAGGCCUGGCUUUGAGGCAUGACCUCAGUAUUGGGAUACUCUUAGACCCGCUCUUCUUCCUCCAGCUUUCUGGAGUCACACUUUGCUACACAGACCUUGAGAAAACCGAUAAAGUAAUGUACCAGAGCUUCAGACAAAUACUGGACAUGGAUCCAACAGAAUUCGAUCAAAAAGAAGGGCUUGGCUUGACAUUUCCUACCCUCUUCCCUGAAGAAGGUGAACCAGUUAGAGUGAGCAGUACCAACAGGGAUAAGUAUGUUGAUUUUAUGUUUCAUCAAAGCUACAUUACUCUGGUCGAGAAGCAAAUUGAGAGUUUUGAAGUUGGUUUUAGUGAAAUGCUCUCACAAGGCACAAGAGCUUCAACUUUUUUCAGCUCAUUGACGUUGAAAGAUGUAGACUACAUGCUUCAUGGGGCAGAAGAAAACACAAUUGACUUACACCAGUGGAAGAAGCAUACACUGUACGAUGGGUUUGAAGAAAGCGAGGAUGCCAUAAAGUGGUUUUGGAUGGCUGUUACAGAUCUAAACCAUGAGGAACAAUGUAAGUUGUUACACUUUUGGGCUGCAAUUCGUCACCUCCCUAAAGAUGGUUUCUUUGGGUUGACAGAAAAGUUUAGAAUCUCCAAAUAG
Molecule: messenger RNA, 1224 nt
Organism: Camelina sativa (false flax)
Lineage: Eukaryota; Viridiplantae; Streptophyta; Magnoliopsida; Brassicales; Brassicaceae
Product: E3 ubiquitin-protein ligase UPL5-like
Biological process (GO): ubiquitin-dependent protein catabolic process; protein polyubiquitination
Cellular component (GO): cytoplasm
Molecular function (GO): ubiquitin protein ligase activity
Source: RefSeq, a predicted model, not a curated record